Messenger RNA from Anopheles nili, 1212 nucleotides. RefSeq names its product protein obstructor-E. The record is from RefSeq and is a predicted model, not a curated record. Lineage: Eukaryota; Metazoa; Arthropoda; Insecta; Diptera; Culicidae. The transcript has 4 exons. The coding region runs from base 1 to 1014 and encodes 337 amino acids. Gene Ontology annotation, cellular component: extracellular region. Gene Ontology annotation, molecular function: chitin binding.
AUGAUUAUUAGUCGUGAGGCGACCGUCAAGAUGAAAGCAGCGGCCAAGUUUAGUUUCAGUUUCCUGGUGCUCCUCAGUGUGAUCUUCGGACUUUCCACUGCCCAGACGCAGCUUCGCAGGCAGUAUGAGCUGAAUAGGCGAACACCGGGCAGCCCGGUGGCACCGAUACGCAACCGAGAAUCGGUGGCUCCAGCGGAAGCACCCGUCCGCAGUACGGUGAGACAACAAGGACCUGUACAGGCAGCGGGCAGUUCAGACGAGAUCGACCCGGAACUGUCGGAGAACUGCCCCGAACCGAACGGUUACUUCGCGGAUGCGGAACAGUGCGAUAAGUACUACCAAUGCCGCGAUGGUCAGCUCACGGAGAAGCUCUGCCCGGACGGUAUGGUGUUCAACGACUACGACUCCGAGCAGGAGAAGUGCGAUCUGCCCUUCAACAUCGAUUGCAGCAAGCGUCCGAAGUAUCAAACACCGAAACCUUCCCUACACUGUCCGCGCCAAAACGGAUACUUUGCCAGCGAGACGGGAGCUUGCGAUAAGUUCUACUACUGCGUCGAUGGUAUGUUCAACAUGAUCACGUGCCCAGAAGGGUUGGUGUUUAAUCCUCGCACCGGUAUCUGCACCUGGCCGGAUGAGGCCCAAAAGAAGGGCUGCUCGUCGGAGGACGUGUUCAAGUUCAGCUGCCCGAAGGUGAACGAAACCGAAGCAGCCACCCAUCCCCGUUACGCCGACCCGGACGAUUGUCAGUUCUUCUACGUAUGCAUUAACGGUGAAACACCUCGCCGAAACGGCUGCAAACUCGGUCAAGCCUUUGACGACGUCGCUAAACACUGCGAGUGGGCCCGCAAGGUGCCGGAUUGCGCUGACUGGUACAAGGAUCGGCUCACCGAUAAGCAGCUAGAGGAGCUCGAGAACCCACCGACACCGAAACCAAAGCCAGCGAACAGCCCCUCGAAGGUGUCUCGGCGGCGGCCUUCAAAGCGACCGAAGCAACCUUCCGUUGAGCAGGAGUAGAAGCGCAAGCGGACUCUUUUGUCCGUUGUUUCAUGACGCCCCUUUGCUGUGGCUAGUCGUGUCCUUCGAGGUGGGAUGUGGUUGCUGCGAUUUCGAAAGAAAGUCCUGUUGCGGUGGUGCGAUUGAAUCCAAGCAAGCAGCAACCUCCACUCGAGUGCAAUGUUUUCAAGACAAUCAAUAUGUUGAAUAAAAGUAUUU